Molecule: messenger RNA, 1959 nt
Organism: Alligator mississippiensis (American alligator)
Lineage: Eukaryota; Metazoa; Chordata; Crocodylia; Alligatoridae
Gene: TLE5
Product: TLE family member 5, transcriptional modulator
Exons: 7
Coding region: 297-887 (196 amino acids)
Biological process (GO): negative regulation of canonical Wnt signaling pathway; regulation of DNA-templated transcription
Cellular component (GO): transcription regulator complex; nucleus
Molecular function (GO): transcription corepressor activity; protein binding
Source: RefSeq, a predicted model, not a curated record
GGCCGAGCCGAGCCGAGCAGGGCCAGGGCCGGGCCCGGCAGGCGGUGCUGAUCAGCCGCAGGACAGGAGCCCGCAGCCGCCAUUAGACAAUAGGAGCGGCCGGGAGCGGGAGCGGCAGCGGGAGCAGGGCCGGGGCCGGGGCCGAGCGCGGGGCCGCGGCUGCGCCGGGGGAAGCGGCCGGGUGCGCCGCUGCGGAGCGGAGCGGGGCGGGACAAAGGCGCGGCGGAGCCGGCUGCAGCUGCCUGGUCCCGGCCCACGGAGCCGCGCGGGGACCCGGAUCGCGGCCGCAGCCUGACAUGAUGUUUCCACAAAGCCGCCACUCGGGCUCUUCUCACCUGCCACAGCAGCUGAAGUUCACGACGUCCGACUCCUGCGACCGGAUCAAGGAUGAGUUCCAGCUCCUGCAGGCGCAGUAUCACAGCUUGAAGCUGGAAUGCGAUAAGCUGGCCAGCGAGAAAUCGGAGAUGCAGCGUCACUACGUCAUGUACUACGAGAUGUCCUACGGGCUCAACAUCGAGAUGCACAAACAGGCUGAAAUCGUCAAGCGGUUAAAUGGAAUUUGUGCUCAAGUCCUGCCCUACCUUUCCCAAGAGCACCAGCAGCAGGUCCUGGGAGCCAUUGAGCGGGCCAAGCAGGUGACGGCGCCGGAGCUCAACUCCAUCAUCCGCCAGCUCCAAGCUCACCAGCUGUCGCAGCUCCAGGCCCUGGCACUGCCCCUGACUCCGCUGCCCGUGGGGCUGCAGCCCCCGUCCCUGCCAGCUGUCAGCGCUGGCACCGGGCUCCUCUCACUCUCGGCCCUGGGCUCUCAGGCUCACCUCUCCAAGGAGGACAAGAAUGGCCACGAUGGGGACGCCCACCAGGACGACGACGGGGACAAGUCGGAUUAGAGGGAGGGGGGCGGGGGCAGGCGGGGGCAUUCAGUCAAAGAUGCAGUAUCCCCCUGGGCAGCGGGCAGCAGAACUGCCAUAGUCUCGCAGGGUGGCAGCUCCCCGGGCAUCAUGCCCCCCCCCUUCCCCUCCCGCCCCAUGCCCAUGGUCUGCGGGGGAUGGCCAGCGAAGGCCUCUCGCGACCCCAGCUUGGCAACUCAGCAGCAAUAAGAGCGCCAGAGCUACGAGCACGUGGGCUUCUAAAUCCCAGCAGCCUCCCCCUUGCCCCCCUCUCCCCCUGUUCCAGUGCUGGUGCAGGGGCUGCCAUCCCACCACUGCCACCACUGCCCACCAGGCCAAGGGUCCUGGCUGCCCCCCAGCCCCGCCACACUCCCUCGGGUACCGUGUGUGAUCGCGGCGGUACCACCGCCCCUCUGGGCUGUGCCGAGACAGCCUGCUCUGGCCUUGGCCCUGCCUGUCUGAGUUCUUCUCCACUUUGCGCCCCCCGCCCCGAUUGCAUCCCGCCAGCCCCAGACUCCCCCCCGCCCAUGCCCCCUGCCCCACCUGCACUACUGCCAGUUCUGCACCUUGCUGUCCUGCAUGUAUCUUUGUUUCCACCGGCCCUGGCAGCGUAGUCUCGAGCCCGGCGCCCUCUGUGCCAGGCGCGCCCAUGCUUUGUGCCGCUCAGCAUAGAGCUGGAGACGGGGGUCCCUGCCGGCUGGGACCUGUAUAGUACCUGGCUUUUUAAGGGGGGAAGGAGAGGGAGAAACAAGCAGAGAUUAGGCCUCUCCUGUUCCCCGCCCCCCCCUACCCCCGCCCCUUCUCCAAAGGAUACUGCAGCUUUCUCUGGUUUUUCUGUCCGUGCGCUAGGGUCUGUCUUUUACGAAACUAAAAUGGAAUUAAAAAAAAAAGAAAUAAUAAUAAUAAUAAUACUAAGAGAGCGCGACCUGGUGUUUGUACAUAGUCCUUUAGCGAGAUCUUGUUUUGCUCUUUGUCACCGGACCCCGCGCCCCGUCCGCGGGGGAGCUGGAGACGCCGUGUUGAGGAUGUACUAGCUGUGCCUUUCAAAUAAAGAAAUACGAAGGUUGGUAAA